Coregonus sp. 'balchen' is the source of this 10941-nucleotide messenger RNA. The record is from the annotation of a GenBank genome assembly. Lineage: Eukaryota; Metazoa; Chordata; Actinopteri; Salmoniformes; Salmonidae.
AUGUAUAGUAGCGUUAGCAGUAGGCUGGCUAAUCGGUUCUGUAACACGACAAGGUGACUGAUAUUUUGCUAACCUCAUCUAUGGCAAGACUCAUGACCUAAGAAGGAGGCAUUUGACCAGUUUCGGGUGUAUUGAGCCAAUGUCAGAGUGAGCAAUGUCAGAGUCCGGAAUACAUAUAUAUAGACACUAUAUAUAGAAAUGUAUGUGGACACCCCUUCAAAUUAGUGGAUUCGGCUAUUUCAGCCACACCCGUUGCUGACAGGUAUAUAAAAUCCAGCACACAGCCAUGCAAACAUUGGCAGUAGAAUGGCCUUACUGAAGAGCUCAGUGACUUUCAAUGUGGCACCUUCAUAGGAUGCCACCUUUCUAACAAGUCAGUUCGUAAAAUAUCUGCCCUGCUAGAGCUGCCCCUGGUCAACUGUAAAUGCUGUUAUUGUGAAGUGGAAACGUCUAGGAGCAACAACGGUUCAGCCGUGAAGUGGUAGGCCACACAAGCUCACAGAAGGGGACUGCCCAGUGCUGAAGCACGUAGUGUGUAAAAAAUCGUCUGUCCUCGGUUGCAACACUCAGUACCGAGUUCCAAACUGCCUCUGGAAGCAACGUCAGCACAAUAACUGUUAGUCUGGAGCUUCAUGAAAUGGGUUUCCAUGGCUGAGCAGCCGCACAUAAGCCCAAGAUCACCAUGCCAAUGCCAAGCAUCGGCUGGAGUGGUGUAAAGCUCGCCGCCAUUGGACUCUGGAGCAGUGAAAACGCGUUCUCUGGAGUGAUGAAUGUCCGAUGGACGAAUCUGGAUUUGGAGGACGCCAGGAGAACGCUACCUGCCCCAAUGCAUAGUGCCAACUGUAAAGUUUGGUGGAGGAGAAAUAACGGUCUGGGGCUGUUUUUCAUGGUUCGGGCUAGGCCCCUUAGUUCCAGUGAAGGGAAAUCUUAACGCUACAGCAAUACAAUGACAUUCUAGACGAUUCUGUGCAUCCAACUUUGUGUCAACAGUUUGGGGAAGGCCCUUACCUGUUUCAGCAUGACAAUGCCCCCGUGCACAAAGCAAGGUCCAUACAGAAAUGGUUUGUCGAGAUCGGUGUGGAAGAACUUGACUGGCCUGCACAGAGCCCUGACCUCAACCCCAACGAACACCUUUGGGCUUUGGGAUGAAUUGGAACGCCGACUGCGAGCCAGGCCUAAUCGCCCAACAUCAGUGCCCAACCUCACUAAUGCUCUUCUGGCUGAAUGGAAGCAAGUCCCCGCAGCAAUGUUCCAAAAUCUAGUGGAAAUACUUUCCAGAAGAGUGGAGGCUGUUAUAGCAGCAAAGGGGGGGACCAACUCCAUAUUAAUGCCCAUGAUUUUGGAACGAGAUGUUCGACAAGCAGGUGUCCACAUACUUUAGGUAAUGUAGUGUAUGUAUGUAUGUAUGUAUGUAUCAUAAGUUGAAUGCACCAAUUUGUAAGUCGCUCUGGAUAAGAGCGUCUGCUAAAUGAUGUAAAUUAAAUGUAUGUAUGUAUGUAUGUAUGUACACUACCAGUCAAAAUUGACACACCUACUCAUUCAGUAAGGUUUUUCUUUAUUUUUAAAAUGUUUUACAUUGUAGAAUAAUAGUGAAGACAUCAAAACAAUGAAAUAACACAUAUGGAAUCAUGUAGUAACCAAAAAACUGUUAAACAAAUCAAAAUAUAUUUUAUAUUUGAGAUUCUUCAAAUAGCCACCCUUUGCCUUGAUGACAGCUUUGCACUCUCUUGGCAUUCUCUCAACCAGCUUCAUGAGGUAGUCACCUGGAAUGCAUUUCAAUUAACAUGUGUGCCUUUUUAAUUUAUUUCCUUCUUGCGUUUGAGCCAAUCAGUUGUGUUGUGACAAGGUAGGGGGGUAUACAGAAGACAGCCCUAUUUGGUAAAAGACCAAGUCCAUAUUAUGGCAAGAACUGCUCAAAUAAGCAGCAAACAGAAACGACAGUCCAUCAUUACUUUAAGACAUGAAGGUCAGUCAAUACGGAACAUUUCAAGAACUUUGAAAGUUUCUUCAAGUGCAGUCGCAAAAACCAUCAAGCGCUAUGAUGAAACUGGCUCUCAUGAGGACCGCCACAGGAAAGGAAGACCCAGAGUUACCUCUGCUGCAGAGGACACAUUCAUUAGAGUUACCAGCCUCAGAAAUUGCAGCCCAAAUAAAUGCUUCACAGAGUUCAAGUAACAGACACAUCUCAACAUCAAUUGUUCAGAGGAGACUGCGUGAAUCAGGCCUUCAUGGUUGAAUUGCUGCAAAGAAACCACUACUAAAGGACACCAAUAAGAAGAAGAGACCUGCUUGGGCCAAGAAACAUGAGCAAUGGACAUUAGACCGGUGGAAAUCUGUCCCUUAGUCUGAUGAGUCCAAAUUUGAGAUUUUUGGUUCCAACCGCCGUGUCUUUGUGAGACGCGGUGUGGGUGAACGGACGAUCUCCGCAUGUGUAGUGCUUUGCUGGUGACACUGUCUGUGAUUUAUUUAGAAUUCAAGGCACACUUAACCAGCAUGACUACCACAGCAUUCUGCAGCGAUACGCCAUCCCAUCUGGUUUGGGCUUAGUGGGACUAUCAUUUGUUUUUCAACAGGACAUUGACCCAACACACCUCCAGGCUGUGUAAGGGCUAUUUCACCAAGAAGGAGAAUGAUUGAUUGAGUGCUGCAUUAGAUGACCUGGCCUCCACAAUCCCCCGACCUUAACCCAAUUGAGAUUGUUUUGGAUGAUUUGGACAGCAGAGUGUAGGAAAUGCAGCCAACAAGUGCUCAUCAUAUGUGGGAACUUCUUCAAGACUGUUGGAAAAGCAUUCCAGGUGAAGCUGGUUGAGAGAAUGCCAAGAGUGUGCAAGCUGUCAUCAAGGCAAAGGGUGGCUAUUUGAAGAAUCUCAAAUAUAAAAUAUAUUUUGAUUUGUUUAACACUUUUUUGGUUACUACAUGAUUCCAUAAGUGUUAUUUCAUUGUUUUGAUGUCUUCACUAUUAUUCUACAAUGCAGAAAAUAGUACAUAUAAAGAAAAACCCUUGAAUGAGUAGGUGUGUCCAAACUUUUGACUGGUACUGUAUGUCUGUAUGUAUGUAUGAACAGUGUGUAUGUGUGUGUAUAUAAUUUGGAUUUGAUUUAUUAGGAUCUCUAUUAGCUGACGCCAAUGGCAACAGCUUAUCUUACUGGGGUCCGACAUAUAACAAAGAAGACAUUACAGACAAAAUACUGUACAAUUUACAAACAUUAACAUGUAGUGUAAUGGUGUGUAUAGACAGUAUAUGAAUAGGAAAGGUGAGUACAGCAGUAAUUAUAUAGAAUGAGCCUUGACUACAAUACAGUAUAUACAUAUGAAGUGGGUAAAACAGUAUGUAAACAUUAUUAAAAUGACCAGUGUUCAAUGACUAUGUACAUAGGGCAGCAGUCUCAAAGGUGCAGAGGUAGAGUACCGGGUUGUAGCCGGCUGGUAAAAGUGGAAAUAAUAAAUGCAAUAUAUGUGCAAUUGUCUCUUUUUUAGAACAACUGUGUUUUUCAGAACAUUUUACAUUAUCGAAAAAGUAAAUGCAGUCAGAACUUUGUUUUAUGUUAAAGAUCAUACUAAGUCUUCUAUCUGUUUAUUCAACAGCAUAGCGUCCUAUACAGAGGAAGACCCCAUUGCUGCAGACCUGAGGUCAGGUACACCUAAAGAAUGCUGUGUUAAAGAAACACAUAUGCAGGUAAUUUUUGUGCCUGAACACUGACUGAGUGAACUGUCAGCUUCACAGAUGAUGCUAUGGUGCUUUACCUGGGAGAUAUUUACAUGAGCAGUGAACAUAGGCUUAAUGUAACUUUUUCUUGUUAUCUAGGUGGAUCCCACUCCAAUGAAUGUAGGGGAUGGAGGCACAGUGAGCAGAGAGAUCGGUGCUCCGAUUAAAGCAUUUGCGAGCAUGGUGGGGAAUCCCUCUCAGACGCUGCCCCCGAAGCUCAGAGGAGAUGUGUCCCUCAGUCAGCAAAACAAGACCACCACAGCAACAGACUGUAAAAUGCCGGUCAACGUCUGUUCAGACCCUAGCAACUUCAACCAUUGCCCAGUGGUCUCUCCCCCUCAAGAACACAACAAUGCUCCAACGUCAGGCCUUCCCCUCAUUAGCUCUGACAAGAGAACAGACAAGAGGUCAGAGGUCCCCAAACCCAAGGCUGAUGGUCCUGGGGUCUUUCCCACACAUCAGUGGCCGUGUGGUACAAAGAACAGACCUGAGGACCCAGUUAACCCAAGCCACAGUAGUGUGACGUCCAAUAAGAAACCACAUACUCAGACCCAGUCAGUGAUUAGUCUUCCCGCUGGGUUUCAAUGCUCAACUCUGUUUAAACCAGGCCAGCCUGUUACUUUUCUUCCCUCCACUAACUUUUCAUCUCCACUCUGCAAAAUCACUCUUCCACCCGCAUUGGGUCAGAUCGCAGCAUUGAGAGAAGCCACAGCCAGCCAGUUUCAGAAGGGGAGUCAACCACAAAGCGCAGAUGCUGGUGUGGCACCACUGCUGCAGACUUAUCCAUAUCACUUCUCAGUGGGUCGAUGUCCAGCACCUCAAAAGAAAACACCCAACUCAACACCCAAACUCAAAUGUAACUCGACGUCCAGUAGCAAGAGCUCCAAAGCUGGAAGGGAGCAUAAAUCCACCAUUGCCUCAGUGGUGGCCUCUCCCACUAUCGCGCUCCCAAUACAGCACCCAGCAUUAGGCUCUGCCCCUACCAACCCGCUUCACGUUGUCUCCCUCUGCUGCCAUCUGCUGUGGCCCUGCACUGGCCAGCAUCACCACUCAGGGCAGGCUGCUGAACCAUGUGGAGAAAGACCUUACGCACCGCAGUUCAGACAAGACAUCCGUAGGCUUUCUAAAACUGAAGGCUCCAUCUGCUGCUGAGGACCAUGCGGUUGCUUGCCCGACUGAAGCAAGGGACGUGCCCCUCGACCUGUCCGCCAAGUCGAAGCGUCCAAAAACGGUCAAAGACCCUCCAAACACGGUUGCCACCACAGAGCAUCUCCUUAAUGAGGCACGUCAGAAAGUUGCCCUCCAUCCAAAGAGGCCCCAUACUGCCACGUAUGGCUCUGCCGCACCAUACCCCAUCCUACCCAACACCCACCGAAAUGGGGCUCUAAAGCAGACCAGUAGGCCCCUAACUCAUCACGGUUUGGAAACCAACUCAUCCUGGGUCAAAGGUUCCUCUCAAGGCCCCAUUAAUAACCUCCCAGGAACCUAUGUAGGUGUGGCCAGCCCCAUACUUGCUUCCACCCUGCGUAGCAAAGAUGGGAAGGGGUCCUUUGAGGAUGAGUUCCAGACUUUUGCUAGACAGGAGACUAUCUCUAUCAUUGACCAAGGGGAACACCUGGCCUCAAGGGGAAAGAAGGCAUCUUUCAUGGCGAAGGGAAACCAGCACGUAUAUGGUAUCAAGCACCCUAACAGUACCAGCCCAGCUGUAACACAAAGCUGUCCCUCUAAGGGGGCUUUUGCCACAGCUCUGCCCGGCUCUGCCAACUCACACUCUCAUCAGAAAUCUGGAAGUGUCAAAGCAGCAAUCCCAUACUCCCUCACUGUCCUCAAGCCGUUAUGGCAGCGACCAGCACUUCUUCCUCACCAAGGUGCUUCUGUUCAGAGAAAGGUAAUUCAAGGGACUCCCAAGGUCAAGAGGGACACAGGUUCAGAUGGUCCCACAUUUCAGAGUGCCCAUCAAAGCCAGUCCAGAAUGGAAGCCGAAAAGUGGGACAGAACCAAGUCCCCCCUGUCCAACCUUGAGUCCAUAGUGAAGCAGAAAGCUCUAGAGACCACUGCAUUGACCGGUGAGGGAUACUGCCAUCUAUCACCUGUGGCAUGCAGAAAGCCUGAAGUGGUGAGAUCCCACACUAUGGGCCAGGACACAUUGUUACAUCAGACUGCUGCUUUUGGAUGCCCACCUAUCAGAUCUGUGGAGAACAAAGAGACACUUUCCUUUCAAGGGGAUUCCACACAAGUUAUGAACAAACUUGAGAAAACAAGUGUCUCUGAGUCCAAAGAAAAGAGCACUGAGAAACAUGUUAAACUGGGGGAGCAGGCAGGUGUCAAAGAGAUACAGGUCUCUGCAAACAGCACCAGCCACACCCAUGCCAUUGGAAGCAGUGGUUCAGCUAACAGAAACAGGAUGGACAGCAAAUUGGCCAAGGAGUUGGAGGGAGGAACGGUGAAGGAGGAGAGUACGGCCCCUGCUGGUCUCGCUCCCCGUGCUAAAUUGGAGGGGAUUGCCCUAUCCAUCCUCACUGGCCAGUGUGCAGGGGUAGCUGAGGUGGAGAAGAAGACGAAUGGAACUAAAGAGGAGUCCCCCACCAAAGCUACAGCUGCCUUCACCAAACAGAAGAAGCCCCCUAGUCCAAGGAAGCCAGCAAAGGAGAAGGCAUCACCGGACCAUUCAAAGAAGGCUGCUGCGCCAGUGAAGAAAAAGCAAGACCAGGAAACCACUCCAGUUAAGAAAGAACCAAGUCCCAAAAAGGUGCGUUGUUAUUCUGCUGUUGUCAUAUUUAGAAUUCCAUUUAGAUGAGUUGCUUUAUGUGUUGUGCACAAUGGCAUUAUUCGCUUUUGUUGGUUGAACAAAGAAAGAAAAAUACUACAUUCACACACUUGACUCUUGUCUGCAUUUAUAACGAAGCAUAAUGAAAAAUAUGUGAAAUAUCAACCACCCAUCAAAACAUACCUGUCUGUAUUAUUGCAUUAUGAUUCAAGUAUACUGUUUCUCCGUAUGCUCUCCAUCACCAUCAAAGCUUUAUGAUCAAUUACCUGAAUGGCCCAUUUAGUGCUCUCACUCUGUCCCUUGUGUGUUGCCACAAAAGAAACCAUGUGCACCUGUACUGGAGCACAGUCUGUCGCUGGCGGAACCAUCCCCACACAGGGAGGGGGGGGAGAACACUCGCAGGGAGAAGAGCAGCCCCACUGAUAACAAGCAGGCUGCUCACAACAAACCAGGUAGGUCUGUCUCUUAUGAUAGUCUAGAAUAGAACUCCACAUACUACGUCAGCCAUCUAAUCAGAAAUCCUUCAUUAUGAUUCCUCUGUCCACUUUGUUUUUGAGUGAGUCUGUUUUUGACGUGGGUUCCACAGGUAGCGGGAGCAGUCCUCUCCCCAGUCCCCAGAGAUGUGAGACUCCAGUCUCCCUCAGCAGCCCUGGCAGACCCAGUAAGGAGCCAGUGUCCUCAGAGAGCUCCACCCCCAGGCUGAGGAGGGGCCGACGGAGGGCUGAUGAGGCUCGGCUGGACGACUGGGGCUUCGCUACUCCCUCUCCUCCACCUCCCCCAACUCCUCCUCCCCCCCCUAUAUACCCUCCCCCCCAGCCUGCCCGCCGGCCCAGGGGCAGACCGCGCACCAACCCCCUGCCUGAGAAGGCUGACCAGUGCAAGGCCAGGCCCGCCCCCAGCACUGAGGGAGACACCCUGAAACGCAAGAAACGGAACCGCUGCCGGAACAGGAAGUACCAGAAUGGGGAGUAUAUCACGGCGAAGGACAAGGAUGGAGAGGGGGAGGAGAGAUCUGUCCCCACCAGGCAGGGCACUCGAUCUGGAUCAGGUACUGUUCACCUGGAAAUUAAAAUUAAAAGACAGUGCAGUUGAAGGUUUGUUUGGAUGUGGUGCUUACACAGUGCAAAGUUGGGUAGAGUUGAAUGACUGAAUAUAACUGUAUACAGUAUAACUGAUUUUGAAUGCAGUAGCUUCCCUCUAUUUGUAGUUUAUUAUGUGAAAACAUCCAUAUAUGUGCCAUUAAUCCACCCUUUAUUUUGGAUGGCACACUUCAGCAGAGAUGGAAGGCAUGUUUACUGUGAUAGGGCUAGCCUCAUUGUUUUCGCCUCUAGCUGCCAUCCACUACCAAACGUGUGAAGAUUAUACAAGAAGUCUUCCCAAACAAAUCUUGUAGCUUCAUAUGAGCUUGUCUGUACACAGCUGGUGUUCCUCACCAGCAUGAGAACACAACAACAUUUAAAUAACACCCAACACACUGCUUAUAACCGUUGAGUAAAUAUUUUCUGUGUUGCGCUAGAUUUGAGGACUGGCAUGUACCCACGCCUCAGUGCCACUCUGACCUGCCGUGGCACCAGCCCAGAGCCUGGUCACAGAAGGCCAUCGUUCACCCGCUCAGGGUCAGUGCGGCGCCCAGAGAGAGGGGCCUCCCCAGAGCCCAGCGACAAGCCCUCUGGGAAGAGGAAGUUCAAGAGCAAGCACUUGAGUGACACAGACGAGCCCAAGAAGGUAGGAAGUUUAGCAGCAUCCAUCGCAGAGGCCAUAGAUCUGGAGUUUCUGUUUCCUGUCAAACAGAUCCUUGUUGUGAGAUACAGUGUGCCAUGAUGAGCCUAAAAGCUUGGCUCAUGGUGCCCCCUUAUGGCGCAAAUCUGUACUACAACGUCUUAAUUGUUUUUGUGCUCUGGCAGCUGAUAUCCUCCAGCGCAGGGUGUGAGGCCAUUUGUCCUUGCUGUCACACUCCGUCACACAUGACUUUCUCAUUACCCUGCAUUUCUAAAAAAAAAAAUCAUGCAGCUCAAGACCAAACGUUCCAGCUUGGCCAAGCGCCCUGCCUCUGUGGUAACGAAUGACGACAGCCCCAGCGCUAAGAAACCAGCAGGCCUCCUGGCCACCCCUAAGGGCCCGACCUCCCCUCCAGCCAGUAAGAAGGGGACCUCAGGGAGGGGAGGGGCACCAGAGUCUCCCCCUAGCAGACCUGUUCCUCCAGAGGUUCGCCGGCUCAUUGUCAACAAGAAUGCCGGGGAGACUCUGCUACAAAGAGCUGCCCGAUUGGGCUACCAGGUACUGCUCUACUGCUCCACCCAAUCACCUUCCUGCAUUCAUACUCAGCGCUUUUCCCCCUGCCAUUACUCAGGUGUGGUGGGCCUCAUACCCCAUACCAGACCCUAACCCCAAACAGAUGUUUCAGUUUAUCAAACAUGAAUGACAUUACAUUUACAUUUUAGUCAUUUAGCAGACCCUCUUAUCCAGAGCGACUUACAGUUAAUGCAUUCAUCUUAAGAUAGCUAAGUAGCUAAAUGUUUCCUCAUUAAAGUAGUUAUCAGCAAAGUCAUGGCUAGUAGGAAAAGUUCAAGUGAUGUUUUGUUCUAUUUGUUUUGGUGUAUGGUGUUAAACCCCUGCUGUCUGUCCAUCCCUCCUGCAGGACGUGGUGCACUACUGUCUGGAGAAGGAUGUGCGGGAGGUCAAUCGGCGUGACAAUGCAGGUUACACGGCUCUCCAUGAGGCGUGCUCUCGAGGCUGGAGCCAUAUCGUCCAGGUGCUGCUGAAGUACGGUGCCGACGUCAACUGCAGCGCCCAGGACGGAACACGGUGGGCUUCUAGGCACUACUGAACACUUAAUGAGAGCUCAGACUUAAUUAUAUUGUUUGCCAUACACUCCUGAGUUGAAGGGUUAUGCCUGCAAUAAAUCGCUUUCUGGGCUUUAUCUGUUGCAUAAAAUAUAACAUUCAAGCUUGGCUUAUAUGAGAUCCGUUGAAAUGUAUGUUAGUGGAAGAAGUGAAAAGUAACACAUUUGUGCUAUUGUAUUUUGUCAGGCCCAUCCAUGACGCAGUAGCCAGUGAUAACCUGCCUGUGGUGUGGAUGCUGCUGAACCACGGGGCAGACCCCACCCUGACCACCUACUCUGGACAGACAGUGGUCAAACUGGCCCAGAGCCCCAGCAUGAAGACCUUCCUCAAAGGUACUCUAACCUGUCAUCUCCUUCACCUUUGACCUCUGUGACAGACAUCACGCAACGUUGUCCAUUGUCACAGGUCACUAGCAUUGUCAUUGGAGGAUUGCUCAUUUUGUUGAUCUUAUUGUCAUUCAUGUCAGUGCCUGAUGCUGUUUGAUGUUUCCUGCUUUACACCAGAAAACAUUAGUAUUGAUCAGUCUGUCCUGUUCAGAAAGUCACAGGGUAGUGUUUGGUGGCGUUUUAAAUCUGACCCUGGAUGUGCUUUGUUUCAGAAUACUUCACAGACCUGGAGGGGAGAAGUGACCAGGACCCCAGUCUGCCAUGGGACUUCUACAGCAGCUCUGUGUUUGGUAAGAAACCUUAGUUUGAUUGGUUUAUUUUCCUCACCAUUGACCUCUGCAUCCACUGCCAUGUAUCCACUGUUAUCAGUGUUAUGACUUGUAUAUGUCAUGAUUAGAAUGCAUAGUGUGGUUGUUAGGAACAGAACAGUCCACUAGGGGAGCCUUAAGCCCAUGGUCAAACAAGAGGCGUUUAGUCCUCAGAACAAAGGUGAAGCGAGUUCUCCCGGCCAUCCUGAGCUUACUUCACUAAAUGUUUUUUCAGAGACUGGCCAGGAGGCAUGCUGGGACUUCCUGCUCUCGCAGCGGGAGGAGGAGGAGAGAGACUUGAGGAAGGAGAGAGACUCCGAUAGGGACUGUCUCCUGUUUGAAUUUUCCUCUGAGCCCCUCUUACCCUGCUACCAUGUCCAAGUGUCGUUAACCCAGGGGUGAGUCAACACCAAAGCAGAAAAUCACCUGUCAACACACUCAUUCACACACACAGUCCCAGCUUUUCCACCCAUAUUCUAGUGCUUUUGUGUCUGCUUGUCAUUUUAAAACCAGAAGCACCUUUUGAAAUUCUUGCAACCGCUCUUGUUGGAUAGGCUCAGCUAGUUCUAAUAUCAACCAUGUGUUUGUCCCUGACAGCUUUUGCAAUUGGUUCCUGUUGACGGCUGUUCUGAAGCGGCUUAAGAUGUCGUCCCGGAUAUUCGGGGCGCGGUACCCGCACUUGGAGGUGGUGAGCCUGGCGCGGACUGAGCUGUGGAGGCAGGUGUCGGUCAGCCAGGUGAGCACAGCCUCUGCACAGCCUCAGGGGGAGGAAGAGGAGGAGGACAGGGAUGAGGGGGAGGGGCCAGUGGAGCUGGUCCGCUGUGUACCGGAGCUCCAGGGACUGCUGGGUUCCUCCAUUCACAUCCUACAGGAGGACGAGGGGGAGGAGGAAGGGGACAGGACGGAUACAGCCACGCCCUGCAGCCGGUAG